GCGACAAGUUACCGAGCAGUGUCUUUGUGUCUCUACCACUUUACCUUACAUCAAGAAUCACACAAAAAAUGGCAAAUCCAGCAUCCGUUACUUUCCUCUCCCUCGCUGCAGGUGCCCUCGGUUACUGUCUCUAUUUCGAUUAUCAAAGAAGACAUAAUGUUGAAUUCAGAAAGUCAAUCUACCACAAGAAAAGACAAGCAGAAAAGGCUGCAAGAUUACAAAAUGAAGCAUCUAAAGUAGAAAAAACCAUCUUGCUCAAAAAGAAAUUAACCGAAUCUUUGAUUGCUCACCCUUUGACCACAGAAAACAAAGAACAAUCAUUCAUAGAAGAAGUUACUGCAGCUGAAAAGUUGGCUUCCCUUCCUGAUAGAGAAAUUGAUGCCGCAAUUCACUUCUACAGAGCAUUAUCUGUUUAUCCUGAACCAACCGCUAUUUUGGAAAUUUACCAAAAAUCUGUACCAGCAGAAAUCUACGAGUUAAUCAUGCUGUUAACUGCUAUUUACCCACCUGCAAACAUCACCUCUCUUUUGAGUGAAUCGAACGGUUCUAUUCUGGAAACUGAGUAAAUGGCCAGCCUAACUAUCUCUUGUUUUUAUGUUCUUUACCUUGUUUAUAAAAAGAUACGUUGCUUCUUUAUUUAUGUAUUUGUUAUAAUUAUGAAAUACGUUAGAUUUUAAAACGGCGCAAAGCAAUGC
Messenger RNA from Pichia membranifaciens NRRL Y-2026, 695 nucleotides. RefSeq lists its product as hypothetical. The coding region runs from base 69 to 566 and encodes 165 amino acids. Gene Ontology annotation, molecular function: transmembrane protein transporter activity. Gene Ontology annotation, biological process: protein targeting; tRNA import into mitochondrion; protein import into mitochondrial matrix. The record is from RefSeq and is a predicted model, not a curated record. Lineage: Eukaryota; Fungi; Ascomycota; Pichiomycetes; Pichiales; Pichiaceae. Gene Ontology annotation, cellular component: mitochondrial outer membrane; mitochondrial outer membrane translocase complex. The transcript has a single exon.